Erythranthe guttata (spotted monkey flower) is the source of this 585-nucleotide messenger RNA. The record is from RefSeq and is a predicted model, not a curated record. NCBI's taxonomy places the organism in Eukaryota, Viridiplantae, Streptophyta, Magnoliopsida, Lamiales, Phrymaceae.
CUGUGUUCACAGCCUGUUCAAAGAACAAUCAAACAGCACAGCUUAAUUCCCAUCUCCUUUGACUUCAAAUUAUUCCCAAAAAAUUGUAGAGAGAGAAUUUCGUAAUUGUAGAAAGAGAAAACAGGUGAAGAUGAGUGUGAUUGAUAUAUUGACGCGCGUGGACUCGAUCUGCAAAAAGUACGACAGAUACGACGUCGUCCCCAAGGACUCCAACGUCUCCGGCGACGACGCCUUCGCCCGCCUCUACGCCUCCGUCGAGUCCGACAUCGAAUCUGCUCUCCAGAAAGCGGAGACAGCUUCGAAUGAGAAGAACAGGGCGUCCGUUGUAGCGAUCAAUGCCGAGAUUCGGAGGAUCAAGGCCAGAUUGCUUGAAGAAGUCCCCAAAUUGCAGAGAUUAGCUGUUAAGAAGGUCUAAACUAUUCAUUUUCUUUUAAUUUCUGGAAUGUUGUUUGACCUAGAUUUUGGUAUAUCUCAUUUGGAACCCCUACAGUGGUUUUAGAGGGGAUUCGUCGACUAUCUAAACUCGAAUCAUUUUUGGGAAAACCUUAUUUAUUUAUUUUUGGCGAAGAAUUCACGGAAUGUAGC